AUGCAGCUGCUGCGGCUUCGAGUGCUGAAAGAAGGAGGCUCACUCCAAGCAGAGGUUGACCCCCGGCGGAGGAGGCAGACCCCAAACCGAGGCCGCACGAGGAUGACUCUGGGCUACGGCGCCGCGGUGUUCUUCGGGAAAAAUGGGAUCCUGAGGACGCCUUCGUUCCGGCCGCUUCGAUCGCCUGUGAUUCCCGACGGAUAUGAAGACCCUGACGUACGAAUUAACGUGGAAAUAACUUUCCUGCAGGUCAUCGCUGUUGCCUUCGUGGCGUAUGUCGCUGUCAGUGUCAGCGGUGAUCCUGAAGCUGAUGCUGAGCCUAGCCGCUAUGGAGGCGGCUUUGGAGGACAUGGGCUCGUUUUCUACAGACCCGUGUAUAGCAGCUACGGAUACGGACGCUGGAAGAGGAGUGCUGAGGCUGAGCCUGUAGCUGAGGCUGAGGCUGAGCCCGAAGCUGAUCCUUCCCGCUUCGGAUACGGGUAUGGCGGCUAUGGACAGGUGUCCUACAGACCCGUGUACAGCAGCUACGGAUACGGACGCUGGAAGAGGAGUGCUGAGCCUGUAGCUGAGGCUGAGCCCGAGGCUGAUCCUUCCCGCUUCGGAUACGGGUAUGGCAGCUAUGGGCACGUGUCCUUCAGGCCCGUGUACAGCAGCCACGGUUACGGACGCUGGAAGAGGAGUGCUGAAGCUGAACCUGUAGCUGAGGCUGAGCCCGAGGCUGAUCCUUCCCGCUUCGGAUACGGGUAUGGCGGCUAUGGACAGGUGUCAUUCAGGCCCGUGUACAGCAGCUACGGAUACGGACGCUGGAAGAGGAGUGCUGAGGCUGAGCCCGGAUUCAGCUUCGGUCGCGGAUUCGGAGGUCACAGCAGCUUCGGAGGCUACAGGGGCUAUGGGGGCUACGGCGGGAGCUUUGGAGGACAUGGUCGUUUCUAUGGCUGAAGAAUUUUGGUUCGAGAAAGAUGAAUAAAACUAAGCAAUUUCAUUUG
Molecule: messenger RNA, 986 nt
Organism: Penaeus chinensis
Lineage: Eukaryota; Metazoa; Arthropoda; Malacostraca; Decapoda; Penaeidae
Product: shematrin-like protein 1
Exons: 4
Coding region: 1-939 (312 amino acids)
Source: RefSeq, a predicted model, not a curated record